Molecule: messenger RNA, 5878 nt
Organism: Spodoptera frugiperda (fall armyworm)
Lineage: Eukaryota; Metazoa; Arthropoda; Insecta; Lepidoptera; Noctuidae
Gene: Cortactin
Product: src substrate cortactin
Exons: 13
Coding region: 232-1815 (527 amino acids)
Biological process (GO): regulation of actin filament polymerization
Cellular component (GO): actin filament; cortical actin cytoskeleton; site of polarized growth
Molecular function (GO): actin filament binding
Source: RefSeq, a predicted model, not a curated record
AUGACAACGUCAAAAACGAUUAACGAGUGACGCAUCGCGGGGUAUCGCCCUACUUGUUUCGGAAAAUAAAUCGAAAUAUUACAAUCUGGCAUAUUUUAAUUACUAAUAUAAUUAUAACUAAACAUUGCCUAACAAACGUUGGUAAUAACUAUUGCAGUUGGAAUGUCCUCAACUUGCCAGUGAGAAGUGAAACUGUGCGUUUACGUGUAAUUAAAAAACCGGCUUGGAAAGAUGUGGAAAGCGGCAACAGACGUCGCUCCCCCAGCGAUGCCUGAGGCCGAUGACUGGGAGACAGAUCCUGAUUUUGUGAACGAUGUCACAGAACAUGAACAACGAUGGGGACCGGGAGGACGAAAUGUGGAGGCUAUUGACAUGGCGAAGCUGAGAGAGGAGGUGUUGGAAGCUGACUCUCAGAUAAAGAAGAAGCAGUAUGAGGCUGGACCCAAACCCUCUUUCGGUUACGGAGGUAAAUUCGGCGUACAAGAGGACCGCAUGGACAAGUCCGCGGUCGGACACGACUAUGUCGGCAAGACUGAGAAACAUGUCUCGCAGAAGGAUUAUGCUCAAGGUUUCGGCGGUAAAUACGGCGUGCAAGCGGACCGCAUGGACAAGUCGGCGGUGGGGCACGACUACGUGGCCAAGGUGGAGAAGCACGUCUCCCAGACCGACUACGCGCAGGGCUUCGGGGGCAAGUACGGGGUGCAGACUGACAGGGUGGAUAAGAGCGCAGCAGGUUGGGAGCACAAAGAGCAGAUAGAGAAGCACUCCUCCCAGAAGGACUACUCGCACGGCUUCGGAGGGAAGUUCGGGGUCCAAGCCGACAGGAAGGACGCCUCCGCUGUAGGCUGGGAUCACAGAGAGGACUCGCAGCACCAUCAGUCACAGAAAGACUACGCGAUCGGUUUCGGAGGUAAGUACGGCGUGCAGACGGACAGACAGGACGCGUCCGCCGUGGGCUGGGACCACCAGGAGAAGACGCAGGCACACGCUAGUCAAGUCGAUCACAAGAAGGGUUUCGGUGGUAAAUUCGGAGUGGAGACUGACAGAGUGGAUAAGUCAGCUCACCGGUUCGAUGAGGUGGAGAAGGUCGGCACCAACUAUACCAAGCAGAAGCCGGACAUCGGCGCCGCCAAGCCAUCCUCGCUGAGGGCCAAGUUUGAAAAUAUGGCCAAGGAAAAGGAACAGGAAGCGCUACAAUCGGUACAGAGGAUAAGGCAACAAAGAGAGGCUAUGGAUAAAGACUUAUCGCAGAAGGAAAAGGUCCGGCUAGACAAAGAAAAGGCAGACGAGCCCGAGCCGGAGACAGAACCCGCGCCCCCCGCCAAGGUGCCAGGCAAGCUCGCCAACAGACAACCUGUACUACCGACUGCGUCGCCCGAGGUUGUCGAGCCUCCCUCGCCUACUGUGCAAAAGGCUAUGCCUGAGGCACCGGCUAGUGUAGCUAGUGUAGCUGCGCCUACGUCGGCGGAAGUGACGACACCUACUGACAAACAGCCGAACUUGCCGGAUGUGACGCUUGUAGGGGAACCUAAGGAGGACAAGGAAGAGAUGAGUCGCCAACCAACAAUAGUGGUGUCCCCGGUGGGGUGGGAGAGUGAGAUGGCGGGGGAGGGCGAGUUGGAGGCGGAGGACGAGGACGGGUACACGGCGCGCGCGCUCUACGACUACCAGGCCGCCGCGCCCGACGAGAUCUCCUUCGACCCCGAUGAUAUUAUCACUAAUAUUGUUAUGAUUGACGAGGGCUGGUGGCAAGGCCUGUGCAAGGGCGCGUACGGCCUGUUCCCGGCGAACUACGUGCAACUGCAAGACAAGUGAGACAUUCCCACGUAACAAUAGAUACAGAUACAUACUAACACUAAAUACCCGAUGUUCAGAAACCUGAUGAAGGGUGCGAUCAAGUAUUACGUUACGCAAAUUAGGGGAGGGGUUUUGUAAUACGUUACGAUGCGUUACUGGGCGGGAGGGGGUUUUUCUUAUAACACGUUACGUAACAUACAAAUUUGAGUUAAGUGUUACGUAAUGUUCAGAGAGCGGAGGGGGUGUCAAAAAUCUUAAAAAAAUGUGCUACGUAUUACUUGGACGUACCCCAAAUCUGUUAAAACCAUUGAAUACUUUGUUAAAUUAAAGAAAAUGUUGAAAUUCGGAAUUUAUAAAAGAUAUCAGAUGUUUUAGUAGUAAUGUGGUUUCGUAUCUUUUUACGGCCGAUGAUAAUCCGAAAUAUUUGGAUCAAUCUAGGUUCUUGACAGAAAUUAAUUGAUAGAUUUUGACAGCAAUUUUGACAGCAUUAUUAUUAAAAGCCAGUUAUUGAUAUCAAAAUUUGGUCACAAAAUAACAUUUUCUGUUAGGUUGUGUGUUAAAACCACAAAUGUUAUAUUAUAAGGUUACUUUAAAAACCAGAGUCUAUUUUAAAUGUAUAAUCAAAAAAUCUUAUUUUAAAAAUUAUGCUCGAAAAUCUACGCUAUGCUAAAAUAGAACCUAAGUGAAGUAGACAUAGAAGCGAUUAUCCGCUAGCAAAUCAUUGGACUUAAGCUCUUAGUAGCAUGCAACUUAGGCAUUUCAGCCGUUCAGUAUCUUCAGUAUGAGAUAUCGCUAGAUGAAAACUAAUGUAUUUAAAUAAAAAUAUAUACAUUAGAUACUGUUAUAAAAGACUUUAAUUUUGAUAUACGAUUAACUUUGAUGAUUAUUAUUAAUUAUUGUAUUGACUGGUAAUAUUUACAGUAAAAAUAUGAUAAUAACCAAAGAAUUAUCUGAUGUCACUUGUAUUAAUAUUAGCUGUGGCAACACGUGAUAGUUGACAGAAGUCGCACAUAAACGAUCGACGAACAAAUUAACGGAUGACGUCAUAAAUCCUACAUCGCACAUAUGAAGUUUAUAUGCGAAUAAACGUGGAUAGAAAAUCCUAAAGAACAAUAAUUAGGCAGAAAGCCCGCCAGGCACGAUCACCUCGCCUGGAGGAUUCUCCUUUUCUUAGUGAACUUUAUCCCUUAUGUUCCCUUAAACCUAUUUAAAAGGCAUAGAAAAACUUAUUCUUACAAGAAUUUAGUUAACAACUUCUCUGUAAAUGCCAAUUUCAACGACUUUUAGUAAAAUUAAAAAUAAAUUAUUUAAAUCACUUUCUUCAUUCCAAUAAAUAAUUAUUACAACUGUAAAUAUUACCAGUACUUGCGCAAAUAAAAUCUUGUACGUUAUGAAUUUAGCGCAUUUAGCGCAAAGUGAGACAAUGAUUUGCGCAACGAUGCUGUUAUUGUUUAAGUGUAGUCACUUGUAGCAGUAAUGGACAAGAUUUUUAAUGCGCUUUAGAAUUAGAAAUGGGGUAGGCAGAAUUGUGAAAUCUUUCACCAAAGUAUUUUAGAAAAUUGUAAUAAACUGAGAUGUUUAUUGCUAAAUGAAAUAAAUAAGACUUGUAGGUUAACGACAUUGCUUUGACAAAAGUAAAACAUAGCAAUGUAGUCAUCAUCAUCAUCAGCCUAUAAGCGGCCACUGCUGAUCAAAAGCCUCUCCUCAAACGGAGAAGGUUUGAGCAUUAAUCACCAUGCUUGCUCAAUGAGAGUUGGUAGCAAUGUAGUAAACUAAUAGAAAUUAAUGAAAUUGUAGCCAAAAUAAAACCAUAAUAGUCAAGGAAGUCAUGAUUCCACAAUGACGAUACAAAAUUAUUUUGAAUGACUUUCUAAUAGAGGCUUUACAUUAUGUUAUGUACUUGUAAGAUCUUACAACUCUGCCUACCCCCUAGCAACUAAGUAAAAUACUUGACGACGUACUUAUGAAAUGAGAUAACGCGAGAAACCUCACUAUUUCGACAUAAGGUGAAUUUGAAUUAUUUUGUAGCGAACGCCUAGAUACCAACAGAGGUAGAGUAACCUAUCUUAUGACUUAUGAACGUUGCUUUAAGGUCUAAAUUAGCGUGAACUUUAAACUAAACGUAAUUUACGAAAUGUACAACCUAUAUUCGACUUUAUGUAAAAGGCGUUUAAGCUUAUUUUGCUAUAAACGAGUAUCAAACAUUCGUUUCUCAAUAGUAUAAGAUAAUAUAUGUAUCGUCUUCCAAAACCUACCUCUACGCAUCGACUUUAAUUUGGAAUGCAAUGCAUUUUGCACUCUAUUGACACUCGUACUGCAGUACUAACGUACCUUAUGUGGUACGGAAGUAAUAAGGUUCAUAUUUGAAUUCUAGUAUUGCUGUAACGGUAAAUUAUAUGAAUUUAAAUCAUGACAUGGAAUGUUGCAUUUUUAAAAUUGACCAUGAAAUGUGAAAUAAAAAAUAUAUAAGUGCCAGGUACUUUAAAUAUAAAGGUGUGAGGUUUUCAGCCUCAGAAACUAUAUUUACUUUGGUAAUAUUCAUACGGCUUACUCAAAUCACUGUUUUACGAGGACAUCUAACUACAGUAGGACCUCUUUAAUCCGAACACUCUCUAGUCCGAACACCUCUGUAAUCCGAACCCCCGACCCGAGUCCGCGCUGUCUCGCUCUCGCCCGCCAGUUACUUUCCGAACGUCAAAAUACGGGAUUUCUUCAAAAAUGUUGAAUAAAAUAUGUAACGUUUAUAUAUUAAUACAAAUAUUGUAUUAUGUAUGUACCUAUUAUGUAGUUUUAUUCGCAAAAAAUACCCUUAUCAUCUAUAUCCCUGUAAUCCGAACGCUCCACCAAUCCGAACGGGGGCAAAAUUUUCAGAGUUCGGAUUAAAGAGGUCCUGCUGUAGUUUCGAGCUCAACCGAAGUCUUUAAUAUUAGUAACAUCAUUUAUAUGUCUCAUGCGUAGCAUGAAUAAGUCCUAUGAACAUUAACUUUUUAAAUUUAGUGUAUUAAAGUGUAACCUGGCAUUUAUAUAUUUAAUCAUAAAUCAUUUUGUAUUAGCAAUUAAUUUAUCUUUGCACCUUAUAAUGUCAAGUUAGUAUUUUAAUAUAUCCCUCAUUUAAUUUCACGUAAUUAUAAUUCAUAUCCUAUUAUAAUAUAUAGAUUAAAAAGAUAGUCAUUAUGAAAAUUAGUCCCAAAAUUAUAUAAUAAAAAAAAAUAUAAAGUUAUUUCUAUGCAUUUAAUUUGGUCUGUAAUUAUAAGUUAAUAUUUUAAUUGCGCUUCGAAAUGUAAUAUUAAAAUUUCAGUGAAAUUAUUUGUAAUUUGAAAAAUAAUGGUAUUUUUGCAAUUAAUUUGUAUUGUAUAGGAAUAUUACACCAACAGAGUUGUUUGUGGAUGUGUUUAUACAAAUGUUGACAUUUGACAGUAUGGAUAUUUCACUUCGCAGUGUCACAAAUGUAUAAGAAAAUGGCUCCUUCAUAUCACUGAUGUAUAAAACCCUUUAUAUAAAAAUAUAUAAACAUUUCCCUUAAAUAUUUGAGUAAGUAGGUUUACCUGUAUUUCUUUAAUCGUUGCCCUACAUUAAUAUUUUCUCCUGUAUCGUGGAUGCUUUAACAAACAUAAACAUGAAACCCAGACCCCAAAUAAAAAAGUAUGGAUCACACAAAGAGUUGCUCCGUGCGGGUUUCAAACCCGCUAUACAUUGCACGGCAGCCGGUUGCCCAGCCACCAUGCCAACCGUGCAGUCCAAAUUCUUGCAACAUCACGCCUUAUAUCGUCGAAGGAGUAGGCAGCGGUGCACAUUACGACAGCCGCUUUACAAUAACUAUCUAAAUUCUAAGUCUUAUUCAUUUGUAAACAAAACCUAAAGAUGCAAGAAACAGACAUAUGUUUGCUAUUUUGUCAGUAGCAGAUGGUCAAACCAUGAGAGACUUGAAAUCCAGUCUUAAAUAAUACAUUUUCUUUAUAUUUGUGACAUAUUGUGAAGUUAAUCUAGCAUUAAGUAGCAUGGGUAGGUAUCUAAUGCCGAACUAUGUUUUAUAUAAAACGAUUUAUUGUUUAAAGAUGAAUAAAUCAAUAUUUUAUAGCUA